AGACCUAGCACCAGUAGCCGCAAUAAAAAUUGAAAAGUGGUGUGGGGGGGAAAAAGAGGAAAAGAUAGCUCAUCGAUUACAAUAUUUUUUUUAUGAUUAAUAAGUUUUCAACAACUUCGCACUUUAUGUCGUCAAUAAAUUCCAUCCUCCUCAGCCUCUUUCUCAUUGUCAAUACUGAAAUUGCAUAUAAAUCCAAAAGGCAAGCAGUCAAGUGUUUAUAAACAAGCAUAGUAGAGCUAGUAGGAAAGCCCUAGGAGGAGGACCCUUGUUGUGUUGUAUUUUGGAAGAGAAAUUAAACCACAGAAUCCCAAUGCUUGUGUCUAAAUCUUGUUAAGCGUUAUAUGCUUGGAUCAUCUACUAAGCACUAUUGCUCAUUUCUGGCUCUUUUAGUCACUGCUUUUAUUAAACCGAUGUCAAUAGGUAGCAUAAUGAAGCAGAAAAAUCAACAGAUAAGUUUGAGAAUCUAUUUUAUACAUAAUGGCAAAGGCUUUUCCUCUGAAUGGUGAGAACUGCACGGAUACUACCGGUGAAAAGAUUGUCGUUGGCGGUAGCAGUACUGGAGAGAAGCUUCAGGCUACAAGCAAGGACAUCAAUAACGUGCACCGUCAAGGUCUUCUCCACGGUGACAGCGGCAAAAUGGUGAGAAAAAGGGCGGCCUCCGACAUGGAGAUCCAGACGGGGGCAGGCGAAGACCAUAGGUAUCUACGACGUCCGGUAACCAUAGGCGGGUCUCAUGCUCAGAUGAGCGUUUCCACCAGUAGUUUUGGUCAUAAUAUCAACAAUAUCCCAACGACGACCAACGUCUCCAACUACUCCACUAUGCAAAUGUUACCUUCUUCCACGAACUUGUGCGGUGUGACGUCUAGAGGGCCUGGGAUUGAUACUGGUUUUUCUAAUUCAACCCCAAACCUAACUUACACCGACGCCAUAACAUCGCAUCAUCAGCUACAAGGUCCACAAACACAGAACGACAAUCAAUCCCCGUCUGUUUGUGUUUUCUCCGGUUUGCCCCUCUUUCCUCCUGAUAGGAACCGCCAAAACAGCGGCUUACUACUACAACAACCUGCAACUGCUGCGGCAGCAGCUGUUGUAUCUUCCCCUCUUACAACUGGAAGAAUCGAUACCAUGGAGGAUAGCACGUCCGCUACGGCAUGGAUUGACAGCAUAAUAAAGGAUUUAAUCAACAGCUCCGCUCAAGUAUCCGUGCCCCAACUCAUCCAGAAUGUAAGGGAGAUAAUCCACCCUUGCAAUCCAUAUCUUGCAUCCCUCCUGGAGUACAGGCUUCGCUCUCUCAAUACUGGUGGUGCUGAUCAAAAUGACCCCAUGGAGUGCUGGAGAAGGAAAGAACCGCUGCCACAGCUUGCGGGCUUACAACAACAGGUCCAAAACAGUGCCAAUUUAUUGCAGCACAAUAUUUUGUCCCUUCGGGAUUCCUCAAAUAACCAAUACUUAAACUGGGAAAUAGCUUUGCCAGCCAGUCACAACGCUCCGGUGGCGCCCUCUGUGAACCAGCACCAGCAGCUUGGCGGUAAUAAUCCCACUGCAACAGAUCUUUCUUUUGUUACGCCUCCGAUUCUUUCUCCUCAAGUGCAGCAACAACAACAAGAAGAAUCUCCUCAGUCUCAGCAACAGGCGGCAAUAGACUUAGAACAACAGAAGCAGCAGCAAUCUUCUUGUUCUCUAUCUCCAACGUCGGUGGCUGAUAGUAGUGUCAAAAUAAAAACUACAACACCAGUUCCACCAGUCCCAGUCAACACAUACAAAGAGAAAAAGGAAGAAGAGCGACAACAAAAGAGGGAUGAAGAAGGGUUGCACCUUUUGACCUUGCUAUUGCAAUGUGCAGAAGCCGUAUCCGCUGAUAAUUUAGAAGAGGCAAAUAAAAUGCUAUUGGAAGUGUCCGAACUCUCCACACCCUUUGGCACAUCUGCACAGCGGGUCGCUGCAUAUUUCUCAGAGGCCAUGUCAGCAAGGCUAUUGAAUUCAUGCUUGGGAAUAUACGCAGCGCUGCCAAUGACCAGCGUCCCCGUGCUUUAUACCCAGAAGUUAGCAUCCGCUUUCCAGGUGUUUAACGGGAUCAGCCCCUUCAUAAAAUUCUCACAUUUCACAGCCAAUCAAGCAAUACAAGAAGCUUUCGAGAGAGAAGACCAGGUGCAUAUCAUAGACCUUGAUAUAAUGCAAGGUCUUCAAUGGCCCGGUCUCUUUCACAUCUUGGCUUCCAGGCCCGGUGGGCCUCCUUUUGUUCGGCUCACUGGGCUUGGAACCUCUAUGGAUGCUCUUGAAGCAACCGGCAAGCGAUUGUCAGAUUUUGCUGAGAGAUUAGGCCUUCCUUUCGAGUUUUUACCCCUCGCCGACAAAGUUGGAAACUUAGACCCUGAGAAAUUGAAUGUAAGCAAGAGAGAAGCUGUUGCGGUUCAUUGGUUGCAACAUUCACUUUACGAUGUCACUGGCAGCGACUCUAAUACACUCUCCCUCUUGCAAAGGUUGGCUCCAAAGGUGGUGACUGUAGUGGAACAAGACCUGAGUCACGCGGGUUCAUUCUUGGGGAGGUUUGUUGAAGCUAUACAUUACUACUCGGCUCUAUUUGACUCACUAGGCGCGUGCUACGGGGAGGAGAGUGAAGAAAGACACGUCGUGGAGCAACAACUCUUAUCAAAAGAGAUACGCAAUGUGCUGGCUGUAGGCGGUCCAUCAAGGAGUGGCGAGGUGAAGUUCAAUAAUUGGAGAGAAAAACUUCAACAGUCUGGGUUCAGGUGCUUAUCUCUUGCAGGCAAUGCUGCAGCACAAGCUACUCUUUUGCUUGGAAUGUUCCCUUCUCAUGGAUACACUUUGGUUGAGGAUAAUGGAACUCUCAAACUUGGCUGGAAAGAUCUAUGCUUGUUUACUGCUUCUGCAUGGAGGCCUAAUUCCUUGCAUGUUGCAUCCGGUUCUCGUCACUUCUCUCGUCCCAAUAUGGAUUAGAAGACCCCUUCUAUGCAGUCAGUCAAGUUAGUGAAUUUCGAAUAUCAAGUGAUUAUUUCUUCACUCCAUUUGGCAGUCUUUUCAUGUUUACAUCACCAAGGUGGUUUGAUAACUCCGUUUUUGUUCAGCAAUCAUUGGUUAUGUUGCUUUCUUUUGCUCAAAUUACUGUUCUGUUUUUUCCUUUUGGUUGAAUCAAAGAUAUUUUCGAUAAGGGGAAAAAUGUGUUUUUGAUAUCUUAAUGAUUAAAAAAUUUCUGAC
Molecule: messenger RNA, 3216 nt
Organism: Capsicum annuum
Lineage: Eukaryota; Viridiplantae; Streptophyta; Magnoliopsida; Solanales; Solanaceae
Product: protein SCARECROW
Exons: 2
Coding region: 478-2958 (826 amino acids)
Biological process (GO): maintenance of protein location in nucleus; gravitropism; bundle sheath cell fate specification
Cellular component (GO): nucleus
Molecular function (GO): DNA-binding transcription factor activity; sequence-specific DNA binding
Source: RefSeq, a predicted model, not a curated record